Molecule: messenger RNA, 2375 nt
Organism: Coffea arabica (coffee)
Lineage: Eukaryota; Viridiplantae; Streptophyta; Magnoliopsida; Gentianales; Rubiaceae
Source: RefSeq, a predicted model, not a curated record
UUCCUCAGCAGCUUAAAAUAUUUUCUAAACUUGAACAUUAUUUUUUUCUCUCCCUCUCUCUCUCUAUCUUUCUCCCUCUCCUCAUCAAUUAAUGCUUGGAAGCAUCAAGAACUUGAUUUCCAUAUAGAAAACAAAAGGGCAGAACGAGAAAUGACAGAAGGAAUCGUGGAAAGGGCUCUUAACAGUUUGGGCAAAGGAUUCGAUAUAACAUCUGAUUUUCGACUGAAAUAUUGCAAGGGAAAAGAAAGGCUGGUUUGGCUUAAUGAAAGGGAGACGACAGAACUUCUUGUACCGGGAUUUGGAGCCUUCAGAGAUGUCUCAAUUGAUAUCAAGUGUGAUAAAGGUGAUCGAACUCGAUAUCAAUCCGAUAUCCUUGAUUUUAGCCAGGUAAUUCUUCUUCUUCUUGUUAUUGAUUUCAUCAGAUUUUGUCAGAACUCUGAAGAUAAGCGUGUUCGGACCAGAGUAUUAAAAUUUUUGGUUUUACUAGAAUUCCUGGUUUCAACAAAAUUGUUGCAGAUGUCAGAGUUUUUCAACCAGAAAUCCUCAGUUCCUGGAAAAGUACCAUCAGGGAUGUUCAACUCAAUGUUUGGAUUCCAGAGUGGCUCAUGGGCAACAGAUGCAGCAAAUACAAAGUGUUUAGGCCUUGAUGGCUAUUUCAUUAUACUCUUCAAUGUCCACAUUGAUCGGUAUCCUCUUGUUCUUGCUGACGAAGUCCGGAAUGCUGUUCCUUCCACCUGGGAUCCAGCUGCUCUUGCAAGAUUUAUUGAGAAAUAUGGUACCCACAUUAUUGUGGGACUAAGCAUAGGUGGGCAAGACGUGGUGCUAGUAAGACAAGACAAAUCUUCUAAUUUGGAACCAUCUCAACUCAAGAGCCACUUGGAUGUUCUUGGAGAUCAGCUGUUCACUGGGGCAUGCAGCUUCUCUCCUCAUCAAUUGAAAACCAGAGAACAAAAACAAAAGGCACCUCAGGCUUUCAAUGUGUUCGAUCCACAUCCUAACCCCUUCAACAGCUUCUCAUCAAUCACAACGAAAGAUGGAAUAACAGUUAUAUGCUCAAAAAGGGGUGGUGAUACUUCUACUAGUAGUCAUUGUGAGUGGAUUCUAACAGUUCCAUCAAUGCCAGAUGCAAUCCAUUUCAAUUUCAUUCCCAUCACCUCUCUUCUCAAAGGUGUGCCUGGCAAGGGCUUCUUGUCACAUGCGAUCAACCUCUAUCUUCGUUAUAAACCCCCAAUUAACGAUAUGCAGUACUUUCUGGACUUCCAAGCCCACAAAAUGUGGGCACCAGUUCACAAUGAUCUUCCUCUUGGGCCAGCAAGAAACAAGUCUCGACAAAACCCCACUCUGCAUUUCAACUUCAUGGGCCCUAAGCUCUAUGUCAACACCACCAAGGUUAUAGUUGGAAAGAGACCAGUAACGGGAAUGCGGUUGUACCUGGAGGGUAUGAAAUGCAACAGGUUAGCAGUACAUCUGCAACACUUAUCAAAUGCUCCAGUAUUAUUCCAAGACAAGAUCAAUGACCCUCUAACAUGGCGAGGAACAGAAGAAAUCCCCGAUGAUCGAUAUAUGGAAGCAGUUCAAUCGAAAAAAUUUUCACAUAUAUGCACAGCCCCUGUGAGAUAUGAUCCAAAAUGGGCUACAAAAGCAGACGAAGCAUUCAUUGUUACCGGGGCACAAAUCCAUGUUAAGAAAGAAUCAUCAAAAACAGUGCUACAUCUUCGACUGUUAUACUCAAAGGUCUCAAAUUGUUGUGUUGUCCAAUCAAAUUGGAUGCAAUGUCCAUCGGAAAACUCCAUCAAGUGGAGCAUUUUCUCAGCCAUAAGCACGUCGAUUUCCGGUACUUUGGAUAAGGAGAAAAUGCCCGCCGUUGUGGUGGAUUCUGCGGUUUAUCCGACAGGGCCGCCGGUGCCAGUGCAAACACAAAAGCUGUUGAAGUUUGUAGAUACUUCACAAUUGUGUAAAGGGCCUCAGGAUAAUCCAGGACAUUGGCUGGUGACAGGAGCUAAAUUGGAUUUGGAGAAAGGAAAAAUUUGCUUGCAUGUCAAGUUCUCCUUGUUGAACUUAUGUUCUUGAUCAGACCAGGACAUGUCCACAUAUCCAAAGGGAUAUCCAAAUUGACCUAAAUUUUGUAUAUAUAGUUUUGUGUUAAUAUAUAGAUUUUUGGUAAGAUAUCUACUAUGGUGGAGGUCAGGUCCAUUGGUCAUACGAUCCCAGGAAGUAAAAUGCAGAAGACUAAUUAUGAGGUUUGGACUUGGAGAAACCAUAGGCAUGACGAGUCCUCUUGUAGAUUUUGAAUUUUCUGCAGAAGCUAUCCCGAAAUUGUUUAUAGGAUCCCUUGGUUUGAAUCAGAAAUACUUUAUUCUUUUUCUUGUGAUUUA